AUGCGACAAAUGAAUGGUGUUGAUCAUGUGUGGUUGACAAUAAGUGACAUAUUUAUAAUUCGUUUUAAAGUGAAUGCAAAUUAUUUGGAUACUUUUACAGAAAACCCAAGCACAAAUACUUUGCGUGUAAUUCAAGAACAGACAGAAUCGCUGUCGUUUGAAUGGAAACCGAUGAAGCACGAUUCGUUUUCAUAUGUAUAUUUACAACAACCAGCAGGCUGGUUUGGAAGCACUACAAGAAAAAUUGAAGCUGGAGAUAUUGGAAAUUUGCCAACCAUUGGGAAACCGUGUGAAGCGACAAACUAUGAAGCUAUCGGUUACUAUAGUUGGUAUAAAUUGAACUACGAUUUUUUAACAUAUUACAUUAAAUAUGAACGAGGUGAGCUUGUCAUUAUAUUGCAGUUGCUCAGUAUUAUAUCUUGUCUCUGUAUUCAUGUAUUUUGUACUGAGAGCAGAGAAGAAUCUGCUUAA
Molecule: messenger RNA, 471 nt
Organism: Schistosoma bovis
Lineage: Eukaryota; Metazoa; Platyhelminthes; Trematoda; Strigeidida; Schistosomatidae
Source: the annotation of a GenBank genome assembly